Salvelinus namaycush (lake trout) is the source of this 1266-nucleotide messenger RNA. RefSeq names its product carboxypeptidase A1-like. Lineage: Eukaryota; Metazoa; Chordata; Actinopteri; Salmoniformes; Salmonidae. The transcript has 11 exons. Gene Ontology annotation, molecular function: metallocarboxypeptidase activity; zinc ion binding. The record is from RefSeq and is a predicted model, not a curated record. The coding region runs from base 1 to 1266 and encodes 421 amino acids. Gene Ontology annotation, biological process: proteolysis.
AUGAAGGUGCUGCUCAUCUUGGCUGCACUGUCUGUGGCCGUUAUCGGCAAGGAGACCUUUGAGGGGCACCAGGUGCUUCGUAUCACUGGGAAGAAUGAGUUCCAGCACUCUCUCCUGAAGGACAUGGCUGAGAUGGAACAUCUCCAGCUGGAUGUGUGGAUGGAGCCCAUUGACCUCUCCACUCCUGUGGACAUCAGAGUUCCCUUCACCAGCCUGCAGACCGUCAAGGCCUUCCUGGAGACUGAAGACAUCCCGUACUCCGUCAUGAUCAAGGACCUACAGGUUAUGUUGGACGAGGAGAAGGAGCAGAGGCUGAGUGCUGCACGUGCCACUGAGCCCAGAACCACAGAUGACUACGACUACACCAACUACCACAACGGGGAUGAGAUCUACAGUUUUCAGGAAAUGCUGGUGGCUGAGAACCCCAAACUGGUCAGCAAGAUCGUGAUUGGUCAGAGCUAUGAGGGCCGCCCUCUGAAUGUGCUCAAAUUUAGCACUGGUGGCACCAACCGUCGUGGCAUCUGGAUUAACACUGGAAUCCACUCCAGAGAAUGGAUCACUCAGGCUAGUGGCACCUGGUUCGCCAAGAAGAUUGUGACUGACUACGGACGUGACGCCGCACUCACUGCCAUUCUGGACAACAUGGAUAUCUUCCUGGAGAUUGUGACCAACCCAGAUGGAUACAACUAUAGCCACAAAACUAACCGUAUGUGGCGUAAGACCAGGAAGCCCAACCCUGGCUCUUCCUGUGAUGGAACUGACCUCAACAGGAACUGGGAUGCUGGUUUUGGAACCGCUGGCUCUAGCGGUAACCCCUGCGAUCAGACUUACCGCGGGCCCAAGGCUCACUCAGAGUCUGAGGUCAAGUCCAUCGUGGACUUUGUCAAGUCUCAUGGCAACCUGAAGGCCUUCAUCGACAUCCACAGCUACUCCCAGAGGCUCAUGUACCCCUACGGCUACACUGCAACCCCUUGCAACGACCAGAGAGAACUGCACGACCUGGCUAGGAAGGCCAUCACUGACCUGGCUAGCCUGUACGGAACCUCCUUCAGAUACGGCAGCGUCAUGACCACCAUAUACCGAGCCAGUGGAAUCAGUAUUGACUGGUCCUACAACCAGGGCAUCAAGUACUCCUACACCUUCGAGCUGAGAGACACCGGUCGCUAUGGUUUCAUCCUGCCAGCCAAUCAGAUCAUCCCUACUGCCAAGGAGGCUUGGCUGGCUCUGAUGGCCAUCAUGGAGCACACCAAGGACAACACCAACUAG